This is a messenger RNA of Mercurialis annua (annual mercury), 1822 nucleotides long. Its product is annotated as cytochrome P450 78A5-like. The record is from RefSeq and is a predicted model, not a curated record. The transcript has 2 exons. Lineage: Eukaryota; Viridiplantae; Streptophyta; Magnoliopsida; Malpighiales; Euphorbiaceae. The coding region runs from base 49 to 1590 and encodes 513 amino acids. Gene Ontology annotation, molecular function: oxidoreductase activity, acting on paired donors, with incorporation or reduction of molecular oxygen; iron ion binding; monooxygenase activity.
UGCAACCUUACCACACUUCACUUUCAUAUUUUCCUCCCGUAAAAAAUCAUGCAGAUUUCAAAAUCUUCCAUGCUAAUUUACCUCUCAUUUCUACUACUUUCUCUAGCAACGACAUGUCGUAUAACUAACUUGCCUCUCACUCUCUGUUUCUUCUCCUUAUUUUUCACUUUAUUCGCCGUAUCUCUAAACUACUGGCUAGUCCCCGGUGGCUUUGCAUGGAGAAAUUACCAUAACCCCAAACAAAAACUCGCCGGUCCAACCGGCUGGCCAGUUCUCGGUACAUUACCCGAAAUGGGCUCACUCGCUCACCGUAAAUUGGCCGCUAUGGCUAAUUCAUUACAUGCAAGAAAACUUAUGGCGUUCAGUUUAGGCGCAAAUCGUGUAAUUAUAAGCAGCCACCCUGAUACAGCUAAAGAAAUCCUAUCCGGCCGGUCGUUUUCUGAUCGUCCGAUUAAAGAAUCAGCUCGGUUAUUAAUGUUCGAACGCGCCAUCGGCUUUGCUCCGUCGGGUGAUUACUGGAGAAACCUACGUAAAAUAGCUACAACUCACAUGUUUUCUCCCCGGAGAAUUUGUUCCCUAGAGCCAAUACGACGUCGUUUAGCUGAUGAAAUGGUUGAACAAGUGAAGAAUUCAAAUAUUGUUUUCUUGAGAGAAAUAUUACAAAAAGGGUCUUUAAGUAAUGUGUUAGAGAGUGUGUUUGGUAAUAAUUUAAGGAAGGGAGAUGAAGAGGAGUUAAGUUUAAUGGUUAAAGAAGGUUAUGAAUUAAUUAGUAAAUUUAAUUUGGAAGAUUAUUUUGGUUUUAAAUUUUUGGAUUUUUAUGGGGUGAAAAGAAAAUGUUUUAAAUUGGCUUGUAAGGUUAAUGGUUUAGUGGGAGAAAUUGUUAGAGAGAGAAAGGGGAAUGGUGAGUUUAGUGAUGGAAAUGACUUUCUUAGUGCUUUGCUAUCUUUGUCUCAACAUGAGCAGCUUGCUGAAGCUGAUAUGGUCUCUGUUUUAUGGGAAAUGAUAUUCCGAGGGACAGACACAAUUGCCAUACUACUGGAAUGGAUCAUGGCUAGAAUAGUUAUGCACCAAGACAUCCAAGAAAAAGCUCAACAAGAAAUCGACACGUGUACUGGCCGGAAUCGCCACGUUCAAGAUUCCGACAUCCCUAACCUCCCUUACCUCCAAGCUAUAGUCAAAGAAGUACUAAGAAUGCACCCUCCUGGCCCCCUCCUUUCAUGGGCCCGCCUAGCGAUCCAAGAUGUCCACGUCGACAAAAUCUUCAUUCCCGCUGGCACAACCGCAAUGGUCAACAUGUGGGCCAUAACUCAUGACCCGUCAGUAUGGAAAAAUCCAUUCGAGUUCAACCCGGACCGAUUCUUGGAAGAGGACGUGGCAAUAAUGGGUUCGGAUCUAAGGCUUGCACCAUUUGGGUCGGGUCGGAGGGUCUGCCCAGGUAAAGCACUGGGCCUAGCCACCGUGCACCUAUGGCUCGGGCGGCUCUUACAAGAAUACAAAUGGCUACCGGGAAAGCCUGUGGACUUGUCUGAAUGCUUGAGGCUGUCCCUUGAAAUGAAACAGCCAUUAGCUUGUUACGCAGUUGCUCGAUAGGAUAAAUUAAAGCUUGAUUCAUCUUUACAAUUACUACAUGAAGUAGUUAAAAGUUGACUAAAAUGUUUGCCUUCUAUUGUAAAAAAUAAAUGGGAGGGCUAUGAAUUGAAAAGUUAAGCAAACAAUGUGACUUUAAAAUUUGUGCAAUAUGCAUAAAAAGUUGAAUCGGCCAAAGUCAACGUGUGUAAUCUAAGCUAAUUUAAAAUGUUAAUGUAAAUACUUUCUUGCAUAA